ACAGUGGUUGUCAUUAGAUUCAAGCGAUUGAUGAGCUGCUGCUGGUUGGAUUUUUAUUUUCGCGAAAAGCUUCGCCAAUGUUUUGAAUUAUUGCAGUUCAGUUGCUCCGUGAAAUCAGUGUAGAUUAGUCGAACCGGAGUCCGGGAGGUUCCCAUUAGGAGGUGCACCGUGCGAUGAAGAUUGCGAGGAGAUUAAUCUGUUUACCGAAAGCGAGCUCCGGAAGCGCAGUGAAUAAAUCAGUGUAACGAGCGGACCAAAUAAGACGGAAAUAUUUUGAACGCUCGACGGUGAAUCUUCCCUCGGGAGUGAGUGCCAACGGUUCUUCUCCGGGAAUGAAAUUGAAACGGAUGCAGCAGUACGGGAUGAUGUUUUGUUCGAAGGGGAAAAAAGUGAACUGAGUGGGACUGAAAAGGUGACAUCCUAAUUGGAUUAAUUGAGAGUGAAAGAGUCCGGCACGUAUGAGUUGAUUUUCGUCGGGCCGGUGUUGAGGAUAUAAAUUCCCAGACUCCGGGAUUUGCAGGAGGCGGAUGUUUGCAUAUAUCUCUGGUGUGGCGCAAUAAGUGUGAUGCAUCGUUCUGUUUCUGGGAAUUUCAAAUGGUCAGCGUGGAAGAAGAAAUCCAGAAGGAUCCCAGCGGUGCACUAAGGCAUGUGUCGGUGUGUUGGUUGAACAUGUGAUGAGAUUGAUGUGGAAUGCAAACAGGAAUAAUGAAGUGCAAUUUUUGUUACCUGCUGCUGAUGAUGCUGACCGGGCUGUUGGCAUUCGGAUUGACCGGUCGGAAAGUGGCAGGAUAUAGCAGUGAUCCACAUCUGUUUGAAAAUAGAGAUGGUUACAUAAUUGGAAACUACUUGCACGCCUCCGAGCAGGACAUCCGGGAUUUCUUCUGGACGGGAUCGGGGGACGGACCGGCGCUUAAUCCCAUCGACCGGUUUCCAAUCAGCGAAGAUGCAAUCAUCAAAACGGCCACCGUUGUGGCCACGGUGUACAUCGACCGGAGUAACGGGGACGGGGUGGGGGGUGAGCUGUGCAUCUUCGAUUGUCCCCCGAGCGAUGUGGACGAGACAAUCGACAACGUCACUCCGACCGAUCGACGGUUUUGGCUGAUGACCGUGAUUGGGGGAUUGUUCGGUAGAAAGGAUUACCCCGAGCUGGAGGAAAAACUGGCUCGAUUGUAUCGGGUUGCAUUCACGAGACAGCAAGCCUUACAUCUCGGAAUCAACAACAAUACACUCCAGAUGCAAUCGUCACCGGCGGAGGCAGCUAAACGGCGUGCCAAAAGACAAGCUCGCCUGGGGAAGGCUGGACCGCGGGUAGGCUACAACGAGGCCAGUAGUCGCACUAUGGCAAAAGCAUCAAGUGGCAAGCGAAGGCUAGAAGCGGAAGGUAGAAAUGUUCUUGUGAAUGAGCAGGUUUAUACGUAUGAACGCUAUCGGCGAAGGCACAGAAAAAAAGUUUACAAACGAGACACACAUGAGAGUGUCUCCGUUGAAAAUACCGACAGCCAGAAAGUGUUGGUUGUGUCCGAAACAGGACAUGCGGAGAUAGAAAGGGACGAACCUCUAGAGCAACUGCAACGUACGCCUGGCGAUGAAACAGCAGAGCGCGACGUGACUGAUGGCGACGGAACGACACCACUUACGCGUAAUUAUGACAAGGAUGCCUACUCGAGCCGACGGAAAGUACGUAUUUUGAUACACAACACCACCCACCUGCGGGAGGGGGACAUGGACGGCGAUGACGACAGCGGAUCAACGGUGGCUGACUCGCCGAGAUCAAAUCAAUUACUGAAUCAGACUGAAAUUAUCUAUUCGGUGUUCGUCGGAGGUCAACCGGUGCUGGCAACAACGGCCGCCGAAGAUAUGAAACUCAUGUCGCAGGAGGAAGUCGAACACGUGAUGGAGACGAUGGUUUACUUGAAAGCGGAUCCAUACUUGAAGGAACCUCAAGCGACACCGUUGAUACCGUCAACGUUCAAUGGCAGUUCGAACGUGAUUGCACUCAUCGGUCAGAAUCCGACGCUUUUUGUGGUAGCCUGCGUAGCGGCGACCAUGUUCCUGAUACUGCUGGUUGGAAUCUUUCUGAUAGCGCGUGGCAAGAGGAAGGAUAUCACCGAAUUGAAGAAGCUGGAGUCUACGCAGGCCUUGGUGAUGCCUGGAACAACCGGAGACGACCUGAACGGGGUGAAAUCGGAAAGUGCCAGCAGUCAUCAUUCCCCAUUCAUCCGGGACCCGUCGGGCGUCAGCGUAAUCGGUGCCCACUCCACCCAGAAACCUUCCCCGACCAUUCACUUCCCGCUGCCGCCGAUGUCCCGUCCGACCUCGUCCUCCAGCUACUCUUCGGACUCCUCCGUCUAUUACCCCAAACGGAAGCUCAAACAUCACGUCCAAGAGCAGAUUGACGCCCGAACGGUGGCCCUAACGAAUAAACUUCAGAAACAGUUUGGAGCGCUGGCGGGAGCUGAGAACGUUUACGCGUCUGUCCAGAAGCCCAAGAAGGAACAUCCCCACAAGCGCCGUCGGAAAUAUCUCAGCGAGAACCGGGUGGGAUCGUUCGAGGGGGCUAUUAUGCACCACGCCCCGGGAAGUCCCAUUACGACGAGUACCAGCAACAGUGCCAGUGGAUCCAGCGAGCAGUCGUACGACGCGCGACAAGCGAAGCUAUCGCCACCGAUAGAACACAACGAAACCUUCAAUACCAAUGUUAUUAUGAAGCACUACAUGAAGAAGAAGUCGGGUGGCCACUACAAUGCUGGGUUCACGAUGGAGCAACACGUUCCAGCAGAUGCGUUCAGCAGGGAUAGGAUCCGAUACCUGGAGAAGGGUGGCCGAGCGUCGGUGGAUACCGGUAGCAUUGGAUCGUAUCUCAGCAUGGCGUCGGUUAAGAGUUUUCCUAGAUGUUUCGUCCCGGAACCACUGAGCCGAGUAUUGGAGCCCGUGACGAUGACCCAUUUGGACCAGUCGGAAGGAUGUGGAGACGGAGCGAAGUGCACAGCGCCAGGUACCGCAUCCACUAGUCAGUACAACACCGAUACGGAGAUCCAACUAUCGCGAACACAAAGCGACGGAGCCGAUCCGGGGGUCGUGGGACCCAUCGUUUGGCAGAUGCACAAGAAGGAGAUGGAAGAAAUGACAAGUCCCAUUCGGGAUCCAGUGGUGGCACGCAAUCGUUUCGAGGGCCUGCUGGAGGGAGCGAUUCAGCUGUACUCCGAGCCAGCUGACAAGGAGGAAGCCAACAAGCAUUCCAUCCCGCUACCAGGAGUGAUACGACCAACGGUAGAGAACCGUGGAAAAUCAGCGGCUGUUGUAAGAUCACCCCGCAGGGAAACAUCUCGCGCAUGCUCGGCCACUGUUCGGCCCGUUACGGCGGCAGGUCAGGCACGUAGUAGACUGGAGAGUUCGGGGCCACCUUCGCCCGGGAGAGGAGCCUGGGGCAGUGGAACACACUCACCGCUGGUGAGACCCAUGAGUGCGGGACCAUUCCAUACCCCGAUGGCCCCUCAGGUAGAUAUCACCCGGGUCCUGGCGCCGCAGACCGUUUUGCAAUCCGCGGAGCUUUCGACCGCACCACUGCUGCAGAAUAUCAUGCAGGAACUGAAACGAUUCCGGAAUGAAUGAUUUUUCCUCCGAGGGAAGAGUAGUGUUUUGUUCUAGAACGGUAAUCCAAAACUAUCAUCACACUGAACACUGCCAGUUUUGUGGUAGCAAGAUUUUGACCAUUCCUAUCGAUUUAAUACUAACAACUACUAACUCUGUAUUUUCGUGUAUCAUUUGAGACCUAGACUAAACGAUGAAUUAUACAAUUACGAAUCAGAUUUGAAUAUGACAUUUUUCGGGGAUGAAUUAAAUAAAGUACAAAAAUUCUAGCAAAAAAGU
Molecule: messenger RNA, 3870 nt
Organism: Toxorhynchites rutilus septentrionalis
Lineage: Eukaryota; Metazoa; Arthropoda; Insecta; Diptera; Culicidae
Exons: 10
Coding region: 691-3612 (973 amino acids)
Source: RefSeq, a predicted model, not a curated record